AUGUCUGCUGGGAUCUGGGCACCCGUGCCAAAGCCAUCGUCUGGAUUAGCGCGAUAUCGUGCAUUAUCUCCUCAUGCUGGCGUCCAUGUCUCGCCCUUACAGCUCGGUGCCAUGAGCAUCGGUGACAAGUGGGAGAAAUUUGGGAUGGGCAGUAUGGACAAAACAUCCUCAUACAAGCUCCUCGACGCGUUCUACGAUGCCGGGGGAAAUUUCAUCGACACUGCUAACAACUACCAAGAUCAAAGCUCCGAAGAGAUCAUCGGAGAGUGGGCAGAGGAACGGGGGAUCCGUGACCAGCUCGUGAUAGCUACAAAGUACACGACUAAUUACCAGCACGGCAACGACGCCAUUAGACAGAAGGCACAUUAUACCGGUAACAACAUCAAGUCAAUGCACCUCAGCGUCGAGGCCAGCUUGAAGAAGCUGAGAACUUCAUACAUUGACAUCUUAUACGUGCACUGGUGGGACUGGGACACCUCCGUUGAAGAGGUCAUGAACGGUCUGCACGUGCUGGUGCAACAAGGGAAAGUGCUGUAUCUCGGUAUCUCAGACUCUCCUGCUUGGGUCGUGUCCAAAGCGAACCAAUAUGCUCGGGAUCAUGGGAAAUCACCGUUUGUGAUUUACCAAGGUGCUUGGAACGUCAUGCACCGUGACUUUGAACGGGAAAUCAUACCCAUGGCCCGCUCCGAAGGUCUUGCGCUUGCCCCUUGGAAUGUCCUUGCCGGGGGAAAACUUCGAAGCGACGAGGAAGAGGAGCGCCGCCGGCAGACGGGAGAGAAAGGUCGCAGGCUCUUGGAUCCUAAUUGGGAACGCAACGAGACGGAGAGGGCGAUGAGCUCAGCGCUGGAGAAGGUCGCAAAAGAAGUCGGUGCGAAGCACGUCACAGCUGUGGCCAUUGCAUAUCUUAUGCAGAAGACGCCCUAUGUGUUCCCGAUCAUUGGUGGGCGGAAAGUGGAGCAGUUGGAGGCUAACCUGGAGUCUUUGGCAAUUUCGCUGACACCCGAGCACGUGAAGUAUUUGGAGAGUAUCAUUCCUUUCGAACCCGGCUUCCCCUCCACAAUCAUUGGUGACGGCAAGCAAUACAAUUUUAUAAUGCAAUCUACUGCAUAUUUCGAAAAGCAACCGCAUCAGAAGGCCAUAGUUCCAGAUGUUGAUUAG
Messenger RNA from Suillus bovinus, 1158 nucleotides. Its product is annotated as NADP-dependent oxidoreductase domain-containing protein. The transcript is spliced from 6 exons. Lineage: Eukaryota; Fungi; Basidiomycota; Agaricomycetes; Boletales; Suillaceae. The coding region runs from base 1 to 1158 and encodes 385 amino acids. The record is from RefSeq and is a predicted model, not a curated record.